AUGCCUCGACACCGCGCCUCCGCAGAGGACUCCGACUCUGAGCGUCGAGGGCCCUUCACUCGACGCGGACGAGAGAUUCGCGAAGGCCUCAUGACAAAGAACAUUGACAGACAGGUGCUCAGGGCUCUCGACCGCACCUUUUGCAUCGGCUUCCAAUGCUUCACCCUCUACGACGCUAUCGACAGCCCUGACUUCAAUGCCGCGAACGGAGUCCCGGGUUACACGAUCGUGGAGACGGCCGAGGCGUCCGCAAGGGAGCGGAAUCUGUCUCUGCGCCAGAAGAGGGCCCUCUUCACGCUCAUGGGCUGGUGGUUUGAGUGCAUCAGCUGCAGGAGGUACAAGUCGGCCAUGGACUUUGAGGGCACGGCCACUCAGAAGCAAAUUGUUUCGCAUCCCGAGUACGCACCAUGCCAUGAAAGGAUGGCAGAGAGAAGAGAAUGA
This is a messenger RNA of Trichoderma citrinoviride, 441 nucleotides long. RefSeq lists its product as hypothetical. The transcript has 2 exons. The coding region runs from base 1 to 441 and encodes 146 amino acids. The record is from RefSeq and is a predicted model, not a curated record. Lineage: Eukaryota; Fungi; Ascomycota; Sordariomycetes; Hypocreales; Hypocreaceae.